CGACAUGAGCUUCAUAUAAGUAUAUGCCAUUGACUCAUGGCUGAAGUUCUCGUCGUAAGCUUUUCUACUUUAGGAGAUUCUGCAGUCAUGUGGAAAAGUGGACUUGUCGCAUAAGGGUUUUGGAAAUAUGCUGGUUCUCAGAACGAGUUCAAAGAGGCAGAGGCGCCCAAAUGUUAGGUUAGUAGAGAUUGGAGACGUUUCGGCGGCUUUGUCUCAUCAAGCUCAGGUGAAUUUGGAAGAGAAGAAAUGGGAAAAUGAGCCGAAAGAAACAGUUUUAGUGCCGAAUGGUGGGUUUUCUGGGCAGAUGUCACCGGGAUUAUUGGUUUCGGACCCUAGUGCAUCUCAGAAGUCUUCGGUUGAUUUGCUGCACAACAGAGAGAAUAGAAACCCUAAUUCUUCGAAAUUGUCUUCCGAGUUGGUGGUUUUGGGUGAAGCUGGUGCUUCUAAACCUGUGGUGGAUUUCGGAAUUGUAACGAGGAAGGGCAGGCUCAUGAAGCGAAGGGGGCGGAGCAUGAUUUCUGGCAGUGGUGUCACCAAUAGGUCCUGGAAUUGCAUAGUUACUUCUGAAGUUAACAAUGAAAAUGGAAUAGGGCACAGAGGCAAUGAUUUUGUUGGUCCAACAACAAAUACAUUUUAUGAUGUUUACACUGUCAAUGGCUUUAAGGAUUCUUCAGGUCGUGAAAAUUCUGAUGCAAGCAAAGAAGGCCAUGAGAAUGAGUGUUUUGAACCCAUUUCAGCUGUGCAGGUGUUCGGUGAUCAGAAUGAGUUUUGGACAAGGGAAGCUAGUGUAGAAGGUGAUACCUUGUAUUCAGACGAUGGUCCCUGUGUAAACCCCAAUUCUGGUGCUGAAUAUGACAAGAGGGGAGUUGGUGGUAGUGUUGUAAAUUGUGUUAGGACAUGGCUGGAGGAGCUAGGGUUUGCCCAGUAUGCAGGAAUAUUUGAAAUGCAUGAAGUGGACAAGGAGGCAUUGCCGUUACUCACCUUUGAAGAUCUCAAAGAGAUGGGUAUAAAUACUGUUGGGCCACGGAGAAAGAUUUACACUGCAAUUCAGCAUCUAAGGGAAGGAGGAGGAGUUGCUGUUUGAUCAAGCUCUCCAUAGAAUAGAUAGGUUAUAUUGCCUUUACUGGCCUUUUGUGUAUAAAAAGAAAAUGGUGCCCAUGAAAUGUAAGUUGGCAUUUUGC
Telopea speciosissima is the source of this 1181-nucleotide messenger RNA. RefSeq lists its product as uncharacterized. Gene Ontology annotation, molecular function: protein binding. NCBI's taxonomy places the organism in Eukaryota, Viridiplantae, Streptophyta, Magnoliopsida, Proteales, Proteaceae. The coding region runs from base 128 to 1084 and encodes 318 amino acids. The record is from RefSeq and is a predicted model, not a curated record. The transcript is spliced from 2 exons.